Molecule: messenger RNA, 5533 nt
Organism: Ochotona curzoniae (black-lipped pika)
Lineage: Eukaryota; Metazoa; Chordata; Mammalia; Lagomorpha; Ochotonidae
Gene: MAST3
Product: microtubule associated serine/threonine kinase 3
Exons: 28
Coding region: 126-4163 (1345 amino acids)
Biological process (GO): intracellular signal transduction; peptidyl-serine phosphorylation
Molecular function (GO): protein binding; ATP binding; magnesium ion binding
Source: RefSeq, a predicted model, not a curated record
UGCGCCCCCGUGCGCCCCGAGGCUCGCCGGCCCCCCGCCAACCGGGAGCGCGCAGUCAGUCCGGCCUGUGUCCAGUCGCGCCACCCCCUCCCCCGGGGGACGUGGAGCAAGGGGCGGGAAUCGGGAUGAAAUCCCGCAGGGAUAAGCUGCGUAUCCCCGCGCUGACCCUCGAUUUGUCCCCCAGCACCCGGAGCCCUUCCCUGCGCAGCCCUUGUAGCCCCUCAGCGGGCCUGCGCCCUUGGAGCUGCCGCAGUGGGAGCCGCAAGAGCCUGGCAGUGGGGACCCCCUCGCCCACGCUUUCCCGGCCCCUGUCGCCGCUAUCUAUCCCCACGGCAGGCAGCAGCCCCCUAGACAGUCCCCGGAACUUCUCGGCUGCCGCUGCCGCUGCCAACUUCCCCUUCGCCCGGAGCCACAUCUCCCUGGCCGACAGGGCGGACGGCAGAAGAUGGUCUCUGGCCUCCCUCCCGUCUUCCGGCUAUGGAACCAACACACCCAGCUCCACCGUCUCGUCCAGCUCAUCCUCCCGGGAGCGGCUGCACCAGCUUCCGUUCCAGCCAACGGCGGACGAGCUGCGUUUCCUGGCCAAGCACUUCCGCAGCUCGGAGAGCGUGGUGGACGAGGAGGGCGGCCGCUCACCACGCCUGCGCCCCCGCUCCCGCAGCCUCAGCCCGGGACGCGCCACAGGGACCUUCGACAAUGAGAUCGUCAUGAUGAACCAUGUGUACCGAGAACGCUUCCCCAAGGCCACGGCACAGAUGGAGUGCCGCCUGCGUGAGUUCCUGGCGGCCUGGGCGCCCGGUGCCCGCCUGGGCCUGGCGGACGGCGUCUUGGGCUUCAUCCACCACCAGAUCAUGGAGCUGGCACGCGACUGCCUGGCCAAGUCGGGCGAGGCCCUGGUCACCUCGCGCUACUUCCUGGAGAUGCAGGACAAGUUGGAGCGGCUGCUGCAGGAUGCCCACGAGCGCUCGGACAGCGAGGAGGUGGGCUUCAUCGUGCAGCUGGUCCGCAAGUUACUGAUCAUCAUCUCGCGGCCCGCGCGGCUGCUGGAGUGCUUGGAAUUCGACCCGGAAGAGUUUUACCACUUGCUGGAGGCCGCUGAGGGCCAGGCUCGGGAGGGGCAGGGCAUCAAGACGGACCUGCCACAGUACAUCAUUGAGCAGUUGGGCCUCACCAAGGACCCCCUGCAGGAGUUUGUGCCGCUGUGUCACCUGGAUAACGAAGGACAGCCGCCAGCCCCUGAGUCCCCAGAGAACCGGGCCCUGGUUGGCCCGUCACGGAGGAAGCCAUGCGAGAGCGACUUCGAGACCAUUAAACUCAUCAGCAACGGUGCCUAUGGCGCCGUGUACCUGGUGCGGCACCGGGAGACACGGCAGCGCUUUGCCAUCAAGAAGAUCAACAAGCAGAACCUGAUCCUGCGCAACCAGAUCCAGCAGGUGUUUGUGGAGCGAGACAUCCUGACCUUCGCCGAGAACCCCUUCGUGGUCGGCAUGUUCUGCUCCUUCGAGACGCGCCGCCACCUCUGCAUGGUCAUGGAGUACGUGGAAGGCGGCGACUGCGCCACACUGCUCAAGCACAUGGGCCCGCUCCCCGUGGACAUGGCCCGCAUGUACUUUGCUGAGACAGUGCUGGCGCUGGAGUACUUGCACAACUACGGCGUCGUGCACCGAGACCUCAAGCCGGACAACCUGCUUAUCACCUCCCUGGGCCACAUCAAGCUGACCGACUUCGGCCUGUCCAAGAUUGGGCUCAUGAGCAUGGCUACCAACCUCUACGAGGGCCACAUUGAGAAGGACGCGCGGGAGUUCGUGGACAAGCAGGUGUGCGGGACGCCCGAGUACAUCGCGCCCGAGGUCAUCUUCCGCCAGGGCUACGGCAAGCCGGUGGACUGGUGGGCCAUGGGCAUCAUCCUGUACGAGUUCCUGGUGGGCUGCGUGCCCUUCUUCGGAGACACGCCCGAGGAGCUGUUCGGCCAGGUCGUCAGCGACGAGAUCAUGUGGCCUGAAGGGGACGAUGCCCUCCCUGCCGAUGCCCAGGACCUCAUCACCAGGUUGCUACGCCAGAGCCCGAUGGACCGCCUGGGCACCGGGGGCACCCACGAGGUCAAGCAGCACGCCUUCUUCUGGGGCCUGGACUGGGCCGGCCUCCUGCGGCACAAGGCCGAGUUUGUGCCACAGCUGGAGGCCGAAGAUGAUACCAGCUACUUCGACACGCGCUCGGAGCGGUACCGCCACCUGGGCUCCGAGGACGACGAGACCAAUGACGAGGAGUCCACCGGCAUCCCGCAGUUCUCCUCCUGCUCCCACCGCUUCAGCAAGGUUUACAGCAGCUCUGAGUUCCUGGCUGUGCAGACCGCAUCGAACUUGGCCGAGAGGAGUUUCAGCGAGGACCGGGAGGAAGGCUGGGAGCGGGCGGGCGACGGGGACGGCAGCGGCCGCCUGGGCGCUGACACCCGCCUGCGGUCCUGGACGUCGUCAGGUUCUUCCUCUCACUCGUCUUUGUGCCAGCCCGAGCGCGGCCCCAGCCCAUGCCAGCUAAGCACCAUCGGCCCGGAUACCAUGCCCAAGUUUGCCUUCUCAUCCGAAGAUGAGGGGGCCUGCCCGGCGCCCGGUGACACCAAAAGGCCUGUCUUCGUGCUAGGCGAGCCAGACCCCCAGCCGCCACCACCGCCAGCCACACCAGUCACGCCCAAGCCUCCAGGGCUUUCUGCCGACGCAGCCGCCCUCAGCCGUGCCCGCCUACGGAGCAACAGUACGGGCACCCGACACUCCACCCCAAGGCCCCCAGACGCUGGCCGGGGCCGCCGCCUCGGGGGACCCAGAGACGCUGACAAGGCCAAGGCCACCAGCGGAGGCAGCAGCGGCCGUGUGCCCAAGUCAGCCUCUGUGUCUGCCCUGUCGCUCAUCAUCACUGCAGACGACGGCAGCGGUGGGCCCCUCAUGAGCCCCCUGUCCCCGCGCUCGCUCUCCUCCAACCCAUCUUCCCGUGACUCGUCGCCCAGCCGGGACCCGUCGCCCGUGUGCGGCAGCCUGCGGCCGCCCAUCGUCAUCCACAGCUCGGGCAAGAAAUACGGCUUCAGCCUGCGCGCCAUCCGCGUCUACAUGGGCGACAGCGACGUGUACACCGUUCACCAUGUGGUCUGGAGCGUGGAGGACGGAAGCCCGGCCCAGGAGGCAGGCCUGCGCGCCGGAGACCUCAUCACCCACAUCAAUGGCGAGUCGGUGCUGGGCCUGGUGCACAGGGACGUGGUGGAAUUACUGCUCAAGAGCGGCAACAAGAUAUCCCUGCGGACCACGGCGCUGGAGAACACAUCCAUCAAGGUGGGCCCCGCCCGCAAGAACGUGGCCAAGGGCCGCAUGGCGCGGAGGAGCAAGCGCAGCCGCCGGCGGGAGACCCAGGACAGGUGCGGGGCCGGGGAGGGAGUGCGCAUGAGAAAGUCGCUUUUUAAGAAGAUCUCGAAGCAGUCCUCCGUGCUGCACACGAGCCGCAGCUUCUCCUCCGGCCUCCACCACUCGCUGUCCUCCAGCGAGAGCCUCCCCGGCUCCCCCACCCACAGCCUCUCCCCCAGCCCCACCACGGCCUGCCGCAGCCCUGCCCCUGACGCCCCCGCAGAUACCGCGUCCCCCCCCAGCGGAUCCCCAAACUCCAGCAGCCCCGCUUCUCCAGCCACCGGCCACACCCGGCCCAGCUCCCUGCACGGCCUGGCUGCCAAGUUGGGGCCACCCCGCCACAAGACGGGCCGCCGCAAAUCCACUAGCAGUAUCCCGCCCUCCCCGCUGGCCUGCCCGCCCGUGUCUGCACCCCCACCCCGCUCACCGUCGCCCCUGCCCGGGCACCCACUGGCACCUGCACGCUCCCCUCGCCUGCUGCGCCGGGGCCAGUCGGCGGACAAGCUGGGCUCGGGCGAGCGGCUGGACGGCGAGACGGGACGGCGUGGCAGCUGCCGGGGGCCCGACGCCGCCUCCGAGCUGGUUAUCAUGCGUCGGCUGCACCUGUCGGAGCGGCGGGAUUCCUUCAAGAAGCAGGAGGCUGUGCAGGAAGUGAGCUUCGACGAGCCCCCAGAGGAAGGCAGCACGCCCUCGCCGGCCUCGGUGCCGCAGAUAGCCGUGGAAGGUGCCGAGGCCGGCCCAGGAGACCUUGGACCUGCUGCUGGGGGAGACUGGUAGUCCCACCGCCCUGGCCUCCAAGGAGGGCCUGGCUUUGUUGAUGUGCAACCUUGCUGUUUCCAUGAGGUCACGUACGGGGGCCUCUGGCACCUGCCUCCAGGGGCAAGAGCCUUCUAGAAUAGGGAGCGACAGGUGUCAGGGGACAAGGGCAUUGUAAAUAGCAGCGGCUCCCGCGCCCCCUACCCCAUGACUAAUUUAUUACUUUUUAUAAGCAAUAGCCAGACUGGGAGGCGCUGUGGCCCUGGUGGAGGCGGGUCAUAGCAUCUGCAGCCACGCCCCCUCGGCUGAGACGUGCACUUUGGCUAGCCGUGUGUGUGUGUGUGUGUGUGUGUGUGUGUGUGUGUGUGUGUGUGUGUCUGACCUGAGCUCAGCCUGGAGCAGGACAGAGAUACCCCAGGCCUUUGCCCUGUCAGCAUGCCUUGGCCUUUGCAAUGGGCACGUCCAGGCCAGCACAGCCUGCAGGAGCAGGUGUGGGCGAGGCACCCAUGCUGGGUGUGUGUGUGUGUGUGUGUGAGGGUGCAGGCUUCCGUCCUGGACAAGCUGGCUUUCCCCCCGCUGUGAUGUGCCUGUGACAACUCCCAUGUCGCCACAGCAGGUGUCCCAGCUGCCCCUCCCCCGGGGUGACAGUUCAAGCCCCCCGUGUGUGCGGCUCCUAGGGGAAGUGGCUUUCCCCACUUUGCCUCCAGUGUCUUUGUGUUUACAAAACUAUUUAUUACUAUGAAGCGCCUCUUGUGUGCCAAAGCGCUUUUCCGUGCAGCUUCUCCCCGUGGCUCAGCCAGCCUCGAGCAGGUGGGAAGCUGGCUCCGUCAGCUUGGGGACCAAGUCAUGUUGCACGUCCAGCGAGAUGGGGUGGCCACGGCCCUGCCCCCUUGAGAACGGGGUGUCGGGGCGGGGAGGGCACCCCAGCAGCACAGAGCUUAGGGUCUGGCCACAGCUGCAGGUGGCCCCACUUGUCCAGCCCACUUGCCCAGCCACCCCAGCCCAGGCUGCUGCUGCUGGAGGCUUAGACCAAGGCUGUGUGCAUGACUUCUCACCCCCUUUACCAUCCUGGAGCUGGCAGUGAAUAAAAGCCACCUUUACAAAAAAAAAAAAGAAAAAAAACUGGGGGGUCUAACGUCUGAGUUUGUUGGUGGGCAGGGGUGAAAGAAGACUUGGGUCAGAGGCACCCCAAGUGGAUUUUGAGGAGUUCGUCACACUCCCCCUGCUCCCCUUUCUUCAUCCAGAGCGCUCCUUUUGGUCAAGUGUCUUUUCUACCCCGUUUUCUUGGGCUGUACCAUUCGACCACUUGGAGGUUCCCGGGCCCGAGCGCGUUCGGGUGUUUCCGGAGCUCUUCGGUCCUCGCCGCGCUGGCCACGCCCCCAGCUCCCACA